UAUUUAAAAUCUGGGACAAAGAACCGACAGGACGGAACUGCUUCAAUUGCAAAACCUCAGCGCAGCCUCCGGAGCGGCCAGCCGGCCCGAGUCAGGAGCAGCCCCUUUAAAAAAACGGAGUACAGUAUUGGGAUUCUUGAAACUCGAAACCUAGAAACAGAAUCGAAGCGGAAACCAGAAGGAAAACCUUGAACUCCUCCAGACAAUUGCUUCCGGGGAGUUUCAGGAGCGCGAGGGGGAAUAAAGGGCCCGAGAGGAGGGCCCCUCGGAUGGCGCGCCCCUGAGGGUCCUGGCGAGUUCGAGAAGCGUGGGAAGGAGAGGACCCUACCCUCUCCCUGGGCUGCAGGUCAUGGCCACCGUGGAGCAGAAAGCCCUUGGCAUUGGCUUCAAGUGUCUCUCUUUGGCCACUUUUGUGCUCAUCUGCGCCGGGCAAGGGGGACGCAGGGAGGAAGGGGGUCCAGCCUGCUACGGGGGAUUUGACCUGUACUUCAUUUUGGACAAAUCAGGAAGUGUGCUGCACCACUGGAAUGAAAUCUAUUACUUUGUGGAACAGCUGGCUCACAAAUUCAUCAGCCCACAGCUACGAAUGUCCUUUAUUGUCUUCUCUACUCGAGGAACCACCCUAAUGAAGCUAACAGAAGACAGGGAACAGAUCCGUCAAGGCCUAGAAGAACUCCAGAAGGUUCUGCCAGGAGGAGACACUUACAUGCAUGAAGGAUUUCAAAGGGCCAGUGAGCAGAUUUACUAUGAAAACAGUCAAGGAUACAGGACAGCCAGUGUCAUCAUUGCUCUGACUGAUGGAGAACUCCAUGAAGAUCUCUUUUUCUAUUCAGAGAGAGAGGCUAACAGAUCCCGAGAUCUUGGUGCAAUUGUUUACUGUGUUGGCGUGAAGGAUUUCAAUGAAACACAGCUGGCCCGGAUCGCAGACAGUAAGGAUCAUGUGUUUCCUGUAAAUGACGGCUUUCAGGCUUUGCAAGGCAUCAUCCACUCAAUUUUGAAGAAGUCCUGCAUCGAAAUUCUAGCAGCUGAACCAUCCACCAUAUGUGCAGGAGAAUCGUUUCAAGUAGUCGUGAGAGGAAACGGCUUCCGACAUGCCCGCAACGUGGACAGGGUCCUCUGCAGCUUCAAGAUCAACGAGUCAGUCACGCUCAAUGAGAAGCCCUUUGCUGUGGAAGAUACUUAUUUGCUGUGUCCAGCGCCUAUCUUAAAAGAAGUUGGCAUGAAAGCCGCACUCCAGGUCAGCAUGAACGAUGGCCUGUCUUUCAUCUCCAGUUCUGUCAUCAUCACCACCACACACUGUUCUGAUGGCUCCAUCCUGGCAAUCGCCCUGCUGAUCCUGUUCUUGCUCCUGGCCCUGGCUCUGCUCUGGUGGUUCUGGCCCCUCUGCUGCACCGUGAUUAUCAAGGAAGUCCCUCCACCCCCUGCUGAGGAAAGUGAGGAAGAAGAUGAUGAUGGUCUGCCUAAGAAAAAGUGGCCUACAGUAGAUGCCUCUUAUUAUGGUGGGCGAGGUGUUGGAGGCAUUAAAAGGAUGGAGGUUCGUUGGGGAGAAAAGGGCUCCACAGAAGAAGGUGCUAAGUUGGAAAAGGCAAAGAACGCAAGAGUCAAGAUGCCAGAACAAGAGUAUGAGUUCCCUGAACCUCGAAAUCUCAACAACAACAUGCGGCGGCCCUCUUCACCCCGGAAGUGGUACUCUCCGAUCAAGGGAAAACUUGAUGCCUUGUGGGUCCUACUAAGGAAAGGAUAUGAUCGCGUGUCUGUGAUGCGUCCACAGCCAGGAGACACGGGGCGCUGUAUCAACUUCACCAGAGUCAAGAACAAUCCACCUGCCAAGUACCCCCUCAACAACGCCUACCACACCACCUCGCCGCCUCCUGCCCCCAUCUACACCCCCCCCCCCCCUGCUCCCCAUUGCCCUCCCCCACCCCCCAGUGCUCCUACCCCUCCAAUUCCCUCCCCACCUUCCAUCCUUCCCCCUCCUCCCCAGGCCCCACCUCCCAACAGGGCCCCACCCCCCUCCCGACCUCCUCCUAGGCUCUGUCUAGAACCCAAAGUUCAUGCUCUGGGCUCUCAGAAACUUUGGGGAGGAGGCUCCUCUGUGGUGUUAGAACAAGUCUUUCCAGUUAGAGGAGGCUUCCACUUUGGAAAUGAGUGGUGGUAAAGCCCACUGACAUUCACAAACUUUAAAAAUUGGUUUGUAAUGCCAAUGCACCGACAAUUGUGAUCAGCAGAAAGAAAAAGAAAUUUUGAAAUGCCUGAAAACAAAUAAUGAGGCAACUACAGUCACAAUUAUAGUCAGCCAGCCAUCACCUCUAGAAGGUUCCAGAGACAGUGAAACUGCUGAGAUGCUCUAAAUGGGAUUGUGUCUCAUGGAGACCAAUAAGACUCUGAGGGUGAAAAGCAGAGUCGGAUGGAUAAGAAAUAACAUUGCUGGGUUUCUAAAUGCUGCCUUCCCUCCUCCACUCCACUCCUAUCACUUGACCCUGGACCUUUGGCCUAGGAAUCAAGGAAUCCUCACCGCUGUGUGCCACCAAGGAGGGGGGAAAUCCUUUGCCUGCAACUUUGGGAAAAGCUUGAGGUCCCCAUUGUGGCAAGAAACUCAACAUCAGACAGGUAUCCAAAAGCAUGUUCUCCUGAGAUUUGCAGAGGAGUGAAAACAUAGCCUUAUUUUCUUCCAAAUUCUCCCAGUUUCCAAGUGAGGAAGAGAGCAGGUGUUUACUGAUGGAAAAAGGUAUGUUGCCAUGUUGCUGUGUAAGUGAAAUCAGGUGUGUGCAUUGACGGGGCGUACUGAUGGGAGCAUCAGACAGUUUCUAAACCCCACAGGCCAUCAGCAGCUAGAGGUGGCUGGCUUUGGCCCAACAUGUUCCCCUAAAUCAAUGGACAAUGGCAUUGUCGAAGAUCAACCUGUUAAUGAUUCACGAUCAAAAUCAAGAUUUGGCUUCGGUUUAAAUCACUUGAGAUAUGAAGAAGUGAUUGAUCCCAUUUUCCAGAGACAAACAUGAGUUGAUCUUCCCAAAAUGGCAUCACUAGCACCUAUCACACAAUUUCACUGAUUUUGUUUUUCUUUUUUGGUAAAAUUGUGCACCAGAGACUUCUAGGCAGAGCAGAGAGACAAUGGUCCUGACAUAAUAAGGAAACUAUGCCCAGGUUCUUUGAUUAACCCUCAAAAAAGGCUUGUGUGUGUGAAUACAAAUAUAUUUCUCCUUGGCUUUUCAACAUACUCACAAAUAUUAUCAGCUCUCGACCCAGGGGAAAUAUGCCAGAAAUGCUCUGCCUGAAAUUCCCAACAGGCCUGAGACCCACUCCAUUCCUCCAAGUCUUUCUGAUUCUGUUGUCAUCAGUAAGCCCUAUAAUCACUUAUUAAACAUUGGGCUUCAUCACCCAGAGCUGAAAACAGAGGCCAUUGUUGAGGGCCUCCUGCACCAGCCUGUUCAAAAUUAUCUCCCCCUCCAGCUUUCCACAGGUCUUAAAAUUCCUCUCCCAAAUGCCUUAAAUCCUUUCUGGACCAAAGCAGAAUAUAAAAUAGAUAUAAACUUAAUGUUUUGGGCUAAGGUCUCCAAAGAUCCUUCAAGAACCCAUCAAGCCAGCCUCAUUCUUUCGCCUUCCUUAGAACAGAGACAUAAUGACCUGGCAUGCAUUCCAUAAACACCAAUUCUUUUAGCCAUGGCAGACAUUGCUAAUCAAUCACAGUACUAUUUCCUGUGGAGCCCAGUGAUUUCUUCACAGUUCUCAAAUUACAAUUCCAAAGAGCCACCACUCCUCAGUCAGAAUUCAGAGAGAUGAACCCCAUAUGCCAUCCCUAUUUUAGAAAGCAAAAACAAACAGGGAUUGCAUGGGGGGGAUGGGGAAACCCUUGGGCAUAAAAGGUACAGUCAGGGGAAAAUAGAUCUAGGCAGAGUGCCUUAGUGGGGCACCACAGGCACUAAAUCUGCAAUGCCAAUGGCAAACUGACAUUUCUCCAAGUGUACCUCAGACCCAGCCCUUCUCCCAGCCUGCCACUUCCAGAGAAUCUCCCAGCCUUUUCAUCGAGCUAAAAUCAGAGAUGGUUUCCAGGACUUAUGAAAGCAUACUCCCUCCCCCACCCCCAAACCUGGCCCAUAUUCUCUAUUUUUAGAACAGUAGCCUUCUUCUUUAGCAUAGUCCCUCAUGAAGCAGGGGCCAGAAUGUCUCAGCCACCUGCGGUGACAUUGCUGGACUCCGGAAAACCAUUCCAUAUGAGAAUGGGUUCCCCAGGCUCACAGCGUAGAGACGUUGAGCCCAUGGCGGCUGUUUUGACUGCUGGCAGUACAAAACAGUCCACCCCACACCACUGCCGCAUGACUCACUGCGGCCUAAAGAAAGUUCAAGCCAAGAUGCUGACUGACAUUGUUGUGCAGCAAGAUGGCAGGCAUCAGGUGAGAAUGCAACAUUCAGGAUCUCAACAGCACAUCAAUCAGAAGCCCCGUGCAGUUUCCAAGGUGUUGUUUUGGCAAACUUUUUUUGAUGAAAUAGGGAACUGCAAAUAUAUGAUGAUUUUGAAGAGGAUUAGCAGGGUUUGUCCUUAAAACUGACUGAUCAUGUCAUCCCUAGUCAUUUAGAAUUACAGUUGAGAAGGAAAAACUUCUAUACUGUAUGAACAAGGCAAUGUUUAAUUGUAGGCUAUUGCAGGCAGGAACAUUCUUUAACUGGUUUAUAAAAUCUAUCAGUACUUGUAUCAUUCCCUGUAAAAGGCAGCAGAUGUGAUUGUGAUCAGGAAACUGCACAAAAUUUUUUUUUCAACCCCCAUGUUAUUAUUCUCAUGAGGUUUUUUUUUUUUAAUAAAAGCCAACUUUUCGUUGUAUAUAUUCGUAUUCCAUGUGUUAGAUGGAAGCAUUUCCUAUCCAGUGUGAAUAAAAAGAACGGUUGUAGUAAAUUAUUAUAAAGCCAAUGAUAUUUCAUGGCAGGUUAUUCUACCAAGCUGUGCUUGUUGGUUUUUCCCAUGACUGUAUUGCUUUUAUAAAUGUACAAAUAGUUACAGAAAUGACGAGACCCUUGUUUGCACAGCAUUAAUAAGAACUUUGAGGGGUCCCCUCUAUUGACGACCAGCUCACGAUGUUUCUGGCCCGGAGCUUGGCACAUACUCCAGUGAGACACACGGUCUCUCUUUUACCAAGGUGAAGGACAGAGCUGGUGGACAACUUUAUUAAUAGUCUUGGAUAUCUGGCCAUGGGUAACUUCAAUGUAAAUAUCAAUAGAAUGGGCAGAGAUGAUCUCGAAGUGUCAUAUCACACAAAAGUCCAAACACUGUGUCAGAUGAGGGAAAUCCAUCAACGAACUAGAAAAAAAAAGCAAUAAUUAUGAGAUAAUGAGCAACAGUUUCAGCCCAGUGCCAACUCAAUAAAAACAAUUAAUGCUGUGUAAAAUGGGUUGAAUUAGUUUGCAGACUACAUAAAGACACAUGCAGUAAGAAGCCUGUUAAUGCACACCAGAUGGGAAUGGGGUGUUCUAGUCAAUUGCCUUUUCUAGUUAUCUGAGCUCUACUAUAUUAUCACACUUGGAUAACCAGUUUAAAAGAAUUAGAAUAUGAUUCUUUAAAUACACUUAACAUUAAACUUUUCUUCUAAUUCUUUUUUCUUUCUGUGAUAAUUCAGAAGACAAUUAUGGAUCUUCAGUGCCUCUGAGUCAUUGUUAUAAAAAAUCAGUUAUCGCUGUACCCUGCUAUAGGAGGGCUAAACGCGUACAAUGGCAAACCCUGGAAGUCGCUUUUUUUAAAAAAAUAAUAAAUUCCUAAAAUCAA
Molecule: messenger RNA, 5752 nt
Organism: Ceratotherium simum simum (southern white rhinoceros)
Lineage: Eukaryota; Metazoa; Chordata; Mammalia; Perissodactyla; Rhinocerotidae
Gene: ANTXR1
Product: ANTXR cell adhesion molecule 1
Cellular component (GO): cell surface; plasma membrane
Molecular function (GO): transmembrane signaling receptor activity
Source: RefSeq, a predicted model, not a curated record